UCUAAUCAGACAGCUCUAGAGAUAGCUUCGCUCGGCCGAGGAAAACGGAAUCCAUAAUAAUAAUCGAGGAUUCCACGCUUGGUCGCGAGCCGGGGUGGCAGCUUUCCCCGCAAGCAAAAGGCCCCCCCCGUGGGCCCUAUCUGUCUUCUAUCUGAAGCCUUUUUGUCCCAAUCGCCCCGUCAUCGUAAUCGAGACCGAAGUCGUUGGGUCAUGCCACUCGGCGAUGGCCUACUUGGCCCAACGCCCAGAACUGCCUCUUCAGGCGAGGACCCAGCCGCGCGCGUUCUUCCACGCGCACGCCCCCGCAGUCGAUGGAUCGAAGGCCCGUCUAGAGCCACACUCCUCCAGAUGGAGGGCCUCGCUGUGUCGUCUUUGGCUCCCCCUGCAGGAUGUUCGGGCUGGCUGGGCUGGACCGCUCUGCACGCAAUCUUCAGCAGGGCUGCGAGCGUCCCGUCGGUCCCGUCGCAGCCCUACUGCGUGUUCGUGUUCACGGGCUGCAAGCCUGAAGGGAAAAGAAUGUCUUGCACUUCGUAUUUGGCAGCAAACGAGCUGCAGUCAGCUAGCGGUGACGAGUUGCGUUGGGCUUUGACUGGGCCUGCUGGGUUUGCUGGGUUUGCUGGGCUUCAUCAGGGCGAUUCAUUCGGUGGGGACAACGCAUCAACAAAAUAUUGCUCUGCUGGCCGGGCCUCCGCCAAAAAGCAAGGCGACCGACGUGCGUAGCUACGGGCCCGGCACCCGCUACUGAUGGGUUGUCCGCCGUACUGCACCCAGUCGUGUCCGCCCGGUUGGGUUGCACACCUCGGAAUGUCUCGAUGCCCUCCUCGAGCGCUGCCGUUGGCCAGGGCCGCCCAGCACCUGACUCACUCUUGUCUGUCGCAGCGCCAUGCUUCCCGUCGUGGGCGACCAGAAAAAUUUUCCGCCCUGAGCGAAAAUCGUCUUGACCGCCACUGAUAGGUGUCCGGGUCAUGAUCGAGUCAUGGGUUCCGCGCAAAGCUUGUGUUUGUU
Ilyonectria robusta is the source of this 1005-nucleotide messenger RNA. RefSeq lists its product as uncharacterized. Lineage: Eukaryota; Fungi; Ascomycota; Sordariomycetes; Hypocreales; Nectriaceae. The record is from RefSeq and is a predicted model, not a curated record. The coding region runs from base 211 to 720 and encodes 169 amino acids. The transcript has a single exon.